Molecule: messenger RNA, 515 nt
Organism: Thlaspi arvense
Lineage: Eukaryota; Viridiplantae; Streptophyta; Magnoliopsida; Brassicales; Brassicaceae
Source: the annotation of a GenBank genome assembly
UCAUCAUUCAUCAACCAAACACAAAUCACGCGACACCUUUCAAAGGCGUCCACAAUGAAGAAGAUGUAUUUCAUUCAGAUGGCAGUGGUGUGUCUGAUCAUCGCCGUGGUGGCCGUUGACGUUAUGAAACGCAGCUCCGUCACUACUGUGGCAGCCGAAUUAUUUUCACUCGCAGCAGCCAUGACUUUAGUGAUCAAGUUAUGGGUCCUAGAGAGACAAAACCACAACGUAGCAACAAAAACGAGACAAAACGAUAAGGUCUUCAUGAUCAAUGCAAGGGAUCUCUCUAUCACAUGGUCGGAUGACCCUGAAUAUUGGUCUUGGCUCCGUCUUCCGAACGAGAAACCAAAGUUACAAAAAAGAAUAUAUUUGUUUAUCCCCAGACGGACGUAUCAUGUUUCCAACUGAAAAAUCAAUUGUACGAAGAUUUAAAGUGGGAAGAUCUUCGUACCAACAGCAAGGCAGGAAAGAGAUCAUAAUCGUAUAUAUGGAGGUUGCAUAUUAUUUAUAUAUCU